Molecule: messenger RNA, 1139 nt
Organism: Panicum virgatum (switchgrass)
Lineage: Eukaryota; Viridiplantae; Streptophyta; Magnoliopsida; Poales; Poaceae
Product: auxin-responsive protein SAUR36-like
Exons: 1
Coding region: 616-1050 (144 amino acids)
Biological process (GO): response to auxin
Source: RefSeq, a predicted model, not a curated record
UACAAAUGUAGCAAAACAAUGGGUCUAUCAUUGCAUGAUCACUGAAGGAACUGUCUCUCUGACAUGUGGUCCUCAUGAUCCAUGAAGCAGGGCAGUAUGGCUGCACAUUGUGAUAGCCGAGCACCCCAGACCAUAGUCACAUAAAUUCGGGGUCGAUGGGGUCGAGGAACGGGGUCGAGGGACGAGAUACGGUCCUCGUGAGAGAUUUUUACAUGGCGGGAACAAAAACAACCCCACGUUUCCGGGACGGGAUCGGUGUUUCCGGGUCGAGGAACGGUACCCUCGACCCCGAAUCGUGUGACUAUGCCCCAGACAUUGCGACUAGUGGCUCCAACAAGUGCCCAACAGAUGGCCCCAAAGAAAUCCAAUCAAGACCACACCAAAGCUUGGCACUGCAUGUUCUGAGCUCGUGGCCUUGCCCCUUGCCAGCCUGACUUGAUAGCUGCCCUUGAACCGCAUGCCUUCCUCUUCUCAGCUCACACCUAUAUAUCCAUCCGCUUAGCACAAAUACUCCAUCAGUUCAUCAGCAACCUAAGCAUUACAUCUAGCUAGCAGCAGCUGAGUACCAACAGAAUAUUCUCUGAACAUUCAGCCAGGAAAGCAGGAGGAGCAACCAUGAUCACUGCCAAGAGACUUGUUCAGAUGGCAAAGAAGUGGCAGAGAAUGGCCGCUCUGGCGAGGAAGCGGCUCACGUCGGCACCAAUGAAAGAAGCUGAAGGAUCAUGCAGUACCUCAUCGUCCAUGGCCAGCAAGGGCCACUGCGUCGUGUACUCGGCCGAUGGCCAGCGAUUCGAGGUCCCACUGGCGUACCUCGGCAGAGCGGUCUUCGGCGAGCUCCUAAUGAUGUCGCAGGAAGAGUUUGGGUUCACCAGCGACGACGGCAAGAUCACGCUGCCCUGUGACUCCGCGGUCAUGGAGUACGUGAUGUGCUUGCUUAGAAGAGACGCCUCUGAAGAGGUUGUGAGGGCGUUCUUGAGCUCCAUGGUCAGGCCGUGCCACAAUGUCAGCGGUGUGGUGCCAUGCAACCAGCCGUUAGCUGUUUGUGUAUAGCCUAUUGUUAGCUCCUGACGCACUAUACAAAUUCCGGUUCAACCGGAUGUAAAGUUGUAGAAUCAUAUAGGAAAUUGAAUUUGUUAUAU